Molecule: messenger RNA, 1078 nt
Organism: Tigriopus californicus
Lineage: Eukaryota; Metazoa; Arthropoda; Copepoda; Harpacticoida; Harpacticidae
Product: probable dimethyladenosine transferase
Exons: 4
Coding region: 81-1046 (321 amino acids)
Biological process (GO): rRNA methylation
Cellular component (GO): mitochondrial matrix
Molecular function (GO): rRNA (adenine-N6,N6-)-dimethyltransferase activity
Source: RefSeq, a predicted model, not a curated record
AGCAGGAGCUCCCUCCUCACAAUCAGCACGAUCAGCACGAUCAGCACGAUCAGCACGGACUUGUUCCGGACUCAUCAGUCAUGCCAAAAGUGAAAUCCUCGCGCAAAUCUCGCCGCACGUCCAAUUCGGCCCAUCCGGCUCAAGGGGGGCGGGAGGCGGCGGCUGGAUGCGGUGGACAACAGGGUAUGGUGUUUAACACGGGUCUGGGACAGCACAUCUUGAAGAACCCGUUAGUGGUGCAAGCCAUUAUCGACAAGGCUGCCUUGAGACCCACUGAUGUGGUGUUAGAGAUCGGUCCGGGCACGGGCAACCUCAGUGUGCGAGCCCUGGAAAAGUGCAAAAAACUCAUCGCUUGUGAAGUCGAUCCCCGGAUGGUAGCGGAACUCCAAAAGCGUGUCCAAGGCACCAAUUAUCAGUCCAAAUUGCAAUUGAUGGUGGGCGAUGUGAUCAAAACAGAUCUGCCCUUCUUUGACGCGUGUGUGGCCAACGUGCCCUAUCAGAUCUCGUCGCCCUUGGUGUUUAAACUGUUGCUUCAUCGUCCGUUCUUCCGGUGUGCCGUGCUUAUGUUUCAACGCGAAUUCGCCCAAAGGCUCGUGGCCCAACCUGGAGAUAAACUCUAUUGUCGCCUCUCCAUCAACACCCAGCUCCUGGCUCGUGUAGAUCACGUUAUGAAAGUGGGCAAAGGCAAUUUUCGCCCGCCUCCCAAGGUUGAAUCAAGUGUGGUCCGCCUUGAGCCUCGAAACCCGCCCCCGCCCAUUAACUUCAAAGAGUGGGAUGGUCUGACCCGAAUCGCUUUCGUUCGCAAGAACAAAACCCUGAGCGCGGCCUUCAACCAGACCACCGUGCUUUUGAUGUUAGAAAAAAACUAUCGCGUUCAUUUGACAUUGGCCGAUCGUCCUUUGCCCGACAACGUGGACAUUAAGGCACUCAUCGAUGAGGUCCUCACUGAAAUUGAUUUCAAAGCUAAACGCGCCCGUACCAUGGAUAUUGAUGACUUUAUGAAACUCUUACAUGCGUUUAAUGCGAAAGGUAUCCAUUUUGUCUAAUAUGGGAUUGAAGAAAUCGAACUCCAAGUUUA